AUGGCUCUCUGGUCCAAGACUGGCCCCAUCCUGGGCGCCCUCGCAGUUGUCGGCUCAACCGUGUCAGCACAGUCCAUGGAUGUGAGCUGGCAUGCACCAGCCAAGUCCCAGGUCAAUGCCAACUUCACCGAGGUGCUCAACGGUGAGGGCAAGUGGGGGUUCAUCUAUGAUACCUCUGAGACGCCAAUCGACAAGUACGGCACGUACAACUGGUGUAACAUGCCCCACGUGCGCAAGACGGAAUAUGUCAGGCCGUCGGAUGACUUUGAACUGAAAUAUGUUGAGCUGGUGAGCCAAGUCCUGGGAAUUCUCUACCUGACAAAACGACUAAUUCUGUGCCAGAUCCACCGUCACCACAAACGCACGCCGUACUCCUCCAACGCCUUCCCCGUCGAGUCCUACCAGUGGAACUGCGAUGAGCAGGGCCUCUUCUACUUUGGAGAGCGUCUGGACGGCAGCAACUCCGCAGCCAAGACAUACUGGAAAGUGUACAUCUCGCCCGUCAACCCUUUCGUCCCUGCCGGCUGGAUCGGAACCUGCCAAUUCCCCCAGAUCACGGCUCAGGGCCUCGACGACUCGUAUGUCCACGGCGUCGAUCUCUUCGGCGUUUAUCACGAUCUUCUGGGGUUCCUGCCCAGUCGCAACGACCCCUCGUGGCACGAGAAGGUCCAGUACCGCGUGACCAACAACCAGAUCACGAGCCAAGUUGCCGGCCUUCUGAUCAAGGGCAUGUAUGACACGACAUCGCCGCAGGGCCUCAACAUCCAGGCGUCGGGCGUCGACUCCCUUGAACCCCAGUACAGCUGCCCUGCCGGCUCGUCCCUCUUCAGCCGCAUCAAAUCCGGCAGCAACCCGGCCUGGGCGAACCACCUCCGCGCCGCGGCCCCGCUCUACUCGGCCCUCGACACCAUCUCUGGCGUGCCCGCCUCCAACGCCGGUUUCCACAACUCCUUCGACCCCUACUACGACAACCUCUCGGCCCGCCAGUGCCACGACAAGCCCCUGCCCUGCAAGCUCGUCAACGGCCGCAACGACACGUCGGCCUGCAUCAGCCAGACCCAGGCCGAUACCGUCUUCCGCAUCGGCCACUGGGAGUACUCCCAGAUCUACCGCGACAGCCCCGACUCGCUCGCCGCCAGCGCCGCGACCUACGGCGUCUGGGCCGCCGAGCUGGCGGGCCACCUGCGCGCCGCCGCCGCCGGUGACGGCGCCGCCAACGCCCCGAUCUACAGGCACAACGUCGCCCACGACGGCUCCGUCUCGCGCCUGCUGUCGCUGCUGCAGGUCAACCACAUGGGUCUGGCCCCGGCAUGGGCGCCGAGACGACCGUGGCGCCGAAACGCGCCCGCUCGUCGCGCCAAUGAUGCCCGUGACAAUGUUGCCCGGCUUGGCGUCCUCUUCGUGGAUGCCCUGGUACUGGGCGGCGUACUUUUUGUACGACGUCUUGAGGAGCUCGAACGUGCCCAUGUCGAUGGCGCUGUACGGGAACAUGCCGAUCAGGCCCAUGGUGACGCCGCGGUAGGCGGAGCGGAAGCCGCCUGCGAGCCACAUCUUCUUGGCCGUGUCAAUGACGAGAGCGUUGCCUGUCAGGCCGCCCUGGACAGUGGAUGUCUGAAGUCUGCAAGGCUGUCAGGAGGAUGUGGGACAAGGCGCAUCGAGAGGGGGGUUGGCCAUACCUGA
This is a messenger RNA of Verticillium alfalfae VaMs.102, 1680 nucleotides long. RefSeq lists its product as hypothetical. Gene Ontology annotation, biological process: dephosphorylation. Bases 1 to 1680 code for a protein of 559 amino acids. The record is from RefSeq and is a predicted model, not a curated record. The transcript has 2 exons. Gene Ontology annotation, molecular function: phosphatase activity. NCBI's taxonomy places the organism in Eukaryota, Fungi, Ascomycota, Sordariomycetes, Glomerellales, Plectosphaerellaceae.